AUGUCGGACCCGGUGGCUGAUUUCUUGGCUCGCGAGCAGAAUUUGUUCGCUGACUUCGACGGAGCUCCACCAGCUGCUGCCGCCGCUGAGCCAGGUAAUAAUUGAGCGACAAUGUGAUGAGUCAUUACUUUUUUGCAGUUGCCGAGGCUCCAGCAGACCCAGCCAUCGAAGACGAUUUCGGAGAUCUUCAGGUAUCGCAUUACCCAGCUUUCUCCUCAAAUUCCUUUUGUUUCAGAUCGCCGCCGAUGCUCCUCCACCAGCUGUACAUCCUACCGACUCUGGCGUCGAUUUGGACGCAUUCGUCGAGGACAACGUUCCGGCGAUCAUCGUUCCCACCGAGCCAGUGCCAGUGCUGAACGGAAACCACGGUACUCCGUCUGGCGCCAGCUCGAAUGGACCAUCUCCAAUUCUGUCGACGUUGCCAAGAAUUGAGGCUGAAAAAAUUCGGCUGUGGAAGGCUCAGCAAGAGGAAUUGCUCGCCAAGAAAGGUACUUUCUACCCGCUAUUUGAAAUAAAAUUUCCGGUUCAGACGCUGCUGAAGAGAAGAAAAAGGCCGAGCUAAAGGCCAACGCAAAGAAAGAGCUUGAGGAAUGGUACAAGCAGCGCGAGAAGACCCUGCAGUUGUCGCAUGACGAGAAUCUGUAGGAUUUCCUUAGUUUCAUCAGGCUGUUGACGAAUUUGUUCGUUUUUAGGAAGAACGAGAAAGCGAAUCAAGAGUUGUUCGCCAAGCAGCAGGAUGGAGAAGCUCAAUGGGAGACGGUAAACAAACUCGUGGAGCAGCAUAAAUCGAAGAGUGGGAAGGACUUGAGCCGUCUGAAGACAUUGCUCUCCGGACUGAAGCACGCCGGAAAGUAA
Molecule: messenger RNA, 855 nt
Organism: Caenorhabditis sp. 36 PRJEB53466
Lineage: Eukaryota; Metazoa; Nematoda; Chromadorea; Rhabditida; Rhabditidae
Source: the annotation of a GenBank genome assembly